Messenger RNA from Glycine soja, 1363 nucleotides. RefSeq names its product cationic peroxidase 1-like. Bases 87 to 1049 code for a protein of 320 amino acids. NCBI's taxonomy places the organism in Eukaryota, Viridiplantae, Streptophyta, Magnoliopsida, Fabales, Fabaceae. The transcript has 4 exons. Gene Ontology annotation, biological process: response to oxidative stress; hydrogen peroxide catabolic process. The record is from RefSeq and is a predicted model, not a curated record. Gene Ontology annotation, molecular function: peroxidase activity; heme binding.
ACAGAACAACACAAGUGCAAAUUAAACUUGACCUAGCUAGCAACUUCUCAUUAUUAAUCGCUAGUGCUAUUGCAUUAAUUUGAACAAUGGCUUUCCAUUCACUACGUUAUAACGUAUUUUGCUUCUCUAUUUUGUUUUCUCUACUUAUUGCCUUAGCCUCUGCUGAGCUAUCUUCAGAUUUCUAUGCAUCAACAUGCCCCAAUGCCCUCUCUACCAUAAAAUCUGCAGUGAAAAGUGCAGUUGCUAAAGAGCAUCGCAUGGGAGCAUCCUUGCUCCGUCUUCAUUUCCAUGAUUGCUUUGUUAAUGGAUGUGAUGCAUCAGUUCUUCUAGAUGACACUUCGAGCUUCACGGGAGAAAAGUCAGCUGCUGCAAAUUUGAAUUCUUUGAGGGGUUUUGAUGUAAUUGACGACAUCAAAAGUCAGUUGGAGAGUGCUUGUCCAGGAAUUGUUUCCUGUGCAGAUAUUGUUGCUGUUGCUGCACGAGAUUCUGUCGUAGCAUUGGGUGGUCCAUCAUGGACAAUAGGGUUAGGGAGAAGAGAUUCAACCACUGCAAGUAAAGAUGCUGCCACUAGUGAUAUCCCAUCCCCUCUAAUGGAUCUCAAUGAUCUCAUAUCUGCCUUUUCAAACAAGGGGUUUACCUCCCAAGAGAUGGUAGUCCUCUCAGGAGCUCAUACAACAGGGCAAGCCAAAUGCCAAUUCUUCCGGGGUAGGAUUUACAAUGAGACCAACAUUGAUUCAGAUUUUGCAACAUCAGCCAAGUCAAAUUGUCCAAGCACUGAUGGUGACAGCAACCUCUCCCCACUUGAUGUCACCACCAAUGUGUUAUUUGACAAUGCUUAUUUCAAGAACCUUGUGAACAAGAAAGGGCUUCUACAUUCUGAUCAGCAACUUUUCAGUGGCGGUUCUACUGAUUCUCAGGUCACUACCUACAGCACUAGCUCUUCAACUUUCUAUGCAGACUUUGCCAGUGCUAUGGUCAAAAUGGGAAACCUCAGCCCUUUAACAGGAAGCAGUGGCCAAAUUCGUACUAACUGCCGCAACGUUAACUAAAAAUUAAUGGAGAAAAUUAAUCAAUGAGCAUUAAUUGAGAAAAUUAAGCUCGAGAAUUAUAUAUGCUCAUCCAGUCACAAUCUUUAUGUGUUAUGGUUUUAAUUUCUUGGUGUAUGGUGUGAUACGUAGUCGGUUUAUUUUUGUAGUUCUCCAAAAAAUUUAUGAACUGGCCAAAUAAAGAGUGAUAUUAUUCAUCCAAAAAAAGAGAGAAAGUGUUGUUAUUCUCAUACCACUUUUUUGUUUUUUUAUUACUCAUACCACUUUCAAUUAUUGGUGUAAAAGUUACUUUAUUACAAUCUAGUGUGUUUGGACGA